CUACUCCCCUCGCGCAGUGCGACCUCUUAAAUUAACUUCUCUGGAACCCUAAUUUACAGCAUUUAGGGAUAAGGAGUCAACCAAAAGAUGCUGAGGGUAGCUGGGAGAAGGCUCUCCUCUCUGCCAUCGAGGUCCGCCACCUUCCUCUCUCGGAACGACCCUCUUAAUGGCGUCUAUGGUGGUGGUGGUGGUGCUGCUGCUGCUGCCGAAUCUCCUUCUGCAUCCAGAUCCAUCCCACCGCUCCAUCCCUUCUCCUUCAAUUCUCACUAUCUGAAUCUAAUCAGAGGUUUCUCUUCUGAAGCCCUCACCCCAGGACAUGAUAUGGGUAUGAUCUCUGAUCUCCCUGCUACUGUGGCAGCAGUGAAGAACCCUACUUCAAAAAUUGUGUAUGAUGAGCACAAUCAUGAGCGCUAUCCACCUGGUGAUCCCAGCAAGCGUGCAUUUGCUUAUUUUGUCUUAACAGGUGGCAGGUUUGUGUAUGCGUCCGUAAUUCGUCUUCUAAUUCUCAAGUUCGUUCUGAGCAUGUCUGCCAGUAAAGAUGUCCUUGCCCUAGCAUCCCUUGAGGUCGAUCUUGCCAGCAUUGAGCCUGGAACUACUGUCACAGUCAAGUGGCGUGGGAAGCCAGUUUUCAUUAGGCGGCGAACUGAAGAGGACAUUAAGUUGGCCAACAGUGUUGAUGUCACAUCUCUUCGUGAUCCACAAGAAGAUUCAGCCAGGGUCAAGAAUCCAGAGUGGCUUGUUGUUGUUGGGGUCUGCACCCACUUGGGGUGCAUUCCCCUACCAAAUGCUGGUGACUUUGGUGGUUGGUUCUGUCCAUGCCAUGGUUCACAUUAUGACAUCUCUGGUAGAAUCCGCAAGGGGCCAGCUCCUUUCAAUCUUGAGGUACCCACCUAUAGUUUCUUAGAAGAGAACAAGCUGCUGGUUGGAUGAGCCUGAUGUUGGAGUCCCUCUUUCUCAGGACAGCAGUCACACUAUGGAAUCGUCAUGAUAGAUAAUUUCUUCUAUACGCGAAGAAACAGAUCUCUCUUUAGCAAGUUUCUUCUGUUUUUCGUUUGGAUAUUUUAUCCACUGCCAAUUUUGGGACAGGUUUCUGAGGUUCUGAAUAACCAACAGCUGAAUGUUUGUUGAACAUUUUCUGUUUGAAUAGCUCUUCGGCAUUCAUCUUCUCAAAUAAUUGGAUCUUGUUAAUACUUUAAUAGUAUUUAUUGAUCAAGGAUUCUUUAAAUCGCAUGAUUGUUAAAUUGUUAACGGGAUUCUUGAAUGUGUUGCGUUAUUUGUAACAGCAAAAUGAACUGGCUAAUAUCCA
Molecule: messenger RNA, 1306 nt
Organism: Rubroshorea leprosula
Lineage: Eukaryota; Viridiplantae; Streptophyta; Magnoliopsida; Malvales; Dipterocarpaceae
Source: the annotation of a GenBank genome assembly